AUGUGUCACGAUAAAGGAAAUUGUGUGGCCUUCAGCUACAAUAAAACUUCUGGGCUGUGCAGUGUUUGUAGUGACUACAGCGUGAAAAGUCUAGUUGUUGACACGGGACCAAGUGAAACAUUCUACGGGCUACGGCAGAACAUUCAGUACGUUGAGCUGUCCUCUUCAACAAACAUAGACAAAAGGCUGGACCUAUCCUGUGGAAUCUCAGUUGGCAACCUGAUUGUUCUUCGGGGUGUGUACGCCGAUAUCAAGGGUUUUAUAGUUGACGUGAAACAAAACGACAACAACAUACUUUUACACUUCAGACCCAGAGUUGGUUACGUCACAUUAAACCAUAUGGUCAACGGCAACUGGGGAUCAGGGAAUUAUUUCUAUGUCGUUCCGUUCAACGUUGGACAAACGUUUGUUGUCCACAUCCUUGUAAGAGUUGACAGCUACGCCAUAUUUGUUGAUGGGAAGUUUAUGUACAGCUACUCGCAUCGUCUACAGAUUAAUAAUGCGCUAUAUCUAAAUCUGUCAGGAAAUGUUCAGUAUGCUGAUCUUACAGUUUAG
Physella acuta is the source of this 555-nucleotide messenger RNA. RefSeq names its product galectin-1-like. The record is from RefSeq and is a predicted model, not a curated record. NCBI's taxonomy places the organism in Eukaryota, Metazoa, Mollusca, Gastropoda, Physidae. Gene Ontology annotation, molecular function: carbohydrate binding.